Molecule: messenger RNA, 1258 nt
Organism: Ciona intestinalis (vase tunicate)
Lineage: Eukaryota; Metazoa; Chordata; Ascidiacea; Phlebobranchia; Cionidae
Product: cathepsin D
Biological process (GO): proteolysis
Molecular function (GO): aspartic-type endopeptidase activity
Source: RefSeq, a predicted model, not a curated record
UAAGCAUGAAAAUUCUGUGACCUAUAUCUCGUUUGAUACCAAGGCAGAAAAAUGAAGGUUGCUUGUGUAUUUUUGGCAAUUCUUGCCGUAUGUAGCGCUGCGCAUGUGAUCAAACUGCGCAAGCAGAAAACCCUCCGUCAAUACAUGAAGGAGAAGGGAACCAGCCCAUCGAAGUACACCCAACACUGGGCAAGACAAACAUCGAACGAACCACUCACCAACUACAUGGACGCCCAAUACUUCGGCGAGAUCUCCAUUGGAACUCCGGAGCAGACAUUCACCGUCAUUUUUGACACUGGUUCAUCUAACCUUUGGGUUCCAUCUGCUAGCUGCCCAUCAACCAACUAUGCUUGCAUGACACACAACAAAUACAACUCCGCCGCUUCAUCAACUUACGUUGCUGAUGGUGAAGAGUUCAGGAUUCAGUACGGAACUGGCUCCAUGGUUGGAUACGACAGCGUCGACACUGUUAAGAUCGCCGGUGUCCCAUCCACCAGCCAAACCUUUGCUGAGGCAUUAGAAGAACCAGGCAUUACAUUUGUUGCUGCCAAAUUCGACGGUAUUCUUGGCAUGGGUUACCCCAACAUUGCAGUCAACGGCAUGAAACCAGUCUUCAACCAAAUGUUCGAGCAAGGAGCUGUUGACCAGAAUCUUUUCGCGUUUUAUUUGAACAGAGACCCGGAAGCUGCUGAUGGUGGUGAAAUCACUCUUGGCGGAGUUAACCCAGCAAGAUACGUUGGCGACUUCAACUACCACGAUGUCACUCGUCAAGGAUACUGGCAAAUAAAAAUGGACGGUUUGAGCAUUGCCGAUACAGCAAAAACCACUGCAUGCAAUGGUGGAUGCCAAGUUAUUGUCGAUUCUGGCACUUCUCUCAUUACUGGACCAUCCGCAGACACUGAUGCUAUUAACCAAGCUAUCGGAGCAAUCAAGUUUGUCCAAGGAGAGUACUUGGUUAUCUGCAGAAGAAUCCCAGAAAUGCCCGACAUUACUUUUGUAUUGGACGGUAUUGAAUAUGUGCUUACUCCACAAGAUUACGUUAUCCAGAUGACCGCUGACGGACAGACGCAAUGUUUGUCUGCAUUCAUGGGCAUGGACAUCCCAGAACCAACAGGUCCAUUGUGGAUUCUUGGUGACGCUUUCAUGGGCAAAUUUUAUACCAGCUUCGAUUUCGGUACCAAUCAAGUCGGAUUCGCCAAACUUGCUUAAUUAUAUACAAGCACUCGCAAUUGAUGCAAAAUAAAAUUUAAUUCUAAAA